AUGUCCUCUCAAGAUCAACACGAGUUCGAAAUGGGUUUAUCCACCGUUGUAUCCCAUAUACUUCACAGAAAUACUACUCUCUCACACACCUCCAUCCUUCCCAGCCGGGACGCCAUUUCCACUGCCCUCUCUUCUCUUCCUGAGACACUCCCGGAGGAAGGUAGGGGAACAGACAGCACCAUGCAACACCUCUUCUCUUCCGUCCUUCCAGGUAUAUUACAAGCUCAAAAUGGCCCUCGAUAUUUUGGAUUCGUAGUUGGUGGUGUCACCCCCGCCGCUCAGUUGACAGAUAUGCUGUUGAGCUCUUACGAUGAGAAUGUGCAAGUGUAUAUGCCCAAUACCACCGCCAGUGUGGCUAUCGAAGCGAGAACUUUAGAGUUGGCACUUGAUCUUUUACACAUAUCUAGGGAUGCAUAUCAAGGAAGGACAAUCACGACGGGUGCUACAGCAUCCAAUGUUCUUGGAUUGGCAUGUGCGAGAGAUCAUCUUUAUGCCAAUUAUAAGUAUCUUCCUCCCGGGUAUUCACUCGCUCAGAGAGGUCCGCCCUCUGUACCAAAUCUGACUGGACCACCAAUCAUAAUCCUCGGUCUUCAUCCUCACUUCUCGAUCCUCAAAGCGGCAGCCUUGGUCGGGUUAGGAGCAGGACCAGAGGUCGUACAACAACUGGCACCAAGACAAGACGAUGAGCUGGCUAUUGAUUUGGAAGUCUUGGAGAAGAAAUUGAAAGAGGAGCGAGAAGUCGGAAGAGGAGUCAUAGUGACAUACGGACUAGGAGAGGUCAAUACGGGUGGAUUUGGUCAAGGACUUUCAGAGGUGGGUAGGAUAUGUAAAAGAUAUGAUGCUUGGCUUCAUGUGGAUGGUGCUUUCGGAGGUUUUGCAGGGGUCGUCCCGGAAUUGCGACAUUUGGUCGAGGGGAUUGAUCAAGCUGAUAGUCUGACACUGGACGGACAUAAAUGGCUCAACGUCCCAUAUGACACUGGCCUUUUUUACACCCGAACUCCCUCUUUACUGACCAACGUCCUAGCUCCUCCAACCGGUCAAGGUCCAGCUUAUCUCUCAACAGGGGAUUUAGACAUUCCCAGUCCAUUAUAUAUGGGGAUAGAAAAUUCACGUCGAUUUAGAGCUCUUCCUUUACUUGCUUCUCUUCUUUCUCUAGGUAGAGAGGGUUACGUAGAUAUCAUCCGACGUAACGUUUCUUUCGCUCAAAAUGUCGCUCGACUUCUCAUUCAAUCUGAUUUCUACGAGCUCCUCAACCCCAUAAUCUCACCAGGUUUUCAUGGAGAUCAGUCUGAAAAUCAAGAUAAAUCUACAGGGGCAGGAAAGGAUGAUCAGAUAAAAGAUCAAAUAGUGCCACUCAACAUAGUCCUCUUUCGAGGUUCACCCAAUUCCACAUACCCACCUUCUGAUCCUACUUCCGCACGGAGAUUAACAGAGAAGAUCAAUUCGACUGGUAAGAUGUAUGUCAGUUCCACCGUUUGGAGAGGUCUUGGGGCGGUGAGGAUUGCCGUUAGUAAUUGGCGUACGGGUGAUGAAGAUUUGAUAAUUGUUAAAGAUGUUUUGGACGGUGUCAUGAAUGAAAAAAUAUAGUCCUUUGAGUGAG
Tremella mesenterica DSM 1558 is the source of this 1600-nucleotide messenger RNA. RefSeq lists its product as uncharacterized. NCBI's taxonomy places the organism in Eukaryota, Fungi, Basidiomycota, Tremellomycetes, Tremellales, Tremellaceae. The record is from RefSeq and is a predicted model, not a curated record. The coding region runs from base 1 to 1587 and encodes 528 amino acids. Gene Ontology annotation, biological process: carboxylic acid metabolic process. Gene Ontology annotation, molecular function: pyridoxal phosphate binding; carbon-carbon lyase activity. The transcript is spliced from 6 exons.